This is a messenger RNA of Ectocarpus sp. CCAP 1310/34, 3207 nucleotides long. NCBI's taxonomy places the organism in Eukaryota, Phaeophyceae, Ectocarpales, Ectocarpaceae. The record is from the annotation of a GenBank genome assembly.
AUGGCUAGCGACCUGCGGAGGGUGUCCGCGCUGCAGACGGAGUUCGGCGCGUUCACGUCUCUCAAGACGCUCAGCCGUCCCCGGGGUCGCGCGUGCUGGAACACGAUGAGGGAGGGGCUGGUCACCCUCGAGGAGUACCUUCAUGGAGACAACGAGACAAGGGGAAAGAAGACCGCUGCUGCCGCGCCUGCUUCCCGCGGCGCCAAGAAGGGUGGCGGGCCCGGUGGAAGUAGCAGCGCUCGCAAGGCGACGGCUAGCGCUCUCCCACGUUUGUUGCACAGGGCGCGGCGUCUGUCAGAGCUGCUGGGCGUGGCCUGGACCAGCGUGGUGAGCCACCUUGCCAACGAGGCGGCGACCAGGGGAAAGGUACCCGAGGCGGUGGGGCUGUGCCACAUGCUGUUCCGCGACCAGGCCACCACGGACGAGAGGGCCGCCGCACUCGCCCUCAGGGAUACCGCCAAGGCGCUGUCCACUUUCGUGGCCAACCAGGCUCACAUGGGUGCUCUGCGGGCGGAUGAUCUUGAGGGAGAGAGGGCUCGGACGGCCGUCCUGCAGGCCAUGGCCCAGUCGGUGAGGGGUUUGAGGCAGAGCGCCGCCCUCUGCGCGUCGGAGGAGCUGCCCCUCACGGUCGACCUGCUGCAGGCCUCGGAGACCGUCGCCGCCGUGCUGUGCAGGUGUGAGGGGGGCGACAAGCUGGAGGCCCUCAUGGCGGCAGACCUGUCCCCGUCGUCGUUGGGUGCAUCCAAGUCUCGAUCUUCCGUCGCCGAAGGUCCCGGUAACAAGAUCGGCGGAAGCCGGGGGGGCGCCCCGGGCGCCUUAUCUCUGUCACGGUCGGAGGAGGAGGAGAUGGAGGAGUGGGGGGGUUAUCACGCUCUGGGGGGGCUCUACAAGGUGCGCGCUUGGAGAACCAGGACGUUCCGGCAUGGUGUGGCGUAUGGUGGGGAUGGGCGGGUUCUUCCACUGGAGGAGGCCCUGAAGCUGGUGUCCGUGUUCGUGAGGCAGGAGAUGAGGCUAAGGGUGGCGUUGGUCGGCGGGGACGCUGUCGCGGCGCCCCCGGUUUCCUUGGCAGGAGUUCCAUCUACCACCGAGGCGUCGUUGUCCUCGCGGUGGGAGGCGGGGCUGGAGAGCGCGGCGUCCCCCCUCCUGUCCUUCCUCCAGGGGAUGGGGGCCCAGCAUCUCUGCGUGAGGGUGGUCGCCGGCAUGAUGGCGCUGCCCCCUCCCUCAGCGGUGGAGGUGCUUGGCGACGCCUUCUCGGGCUUGGCGGACAAGGUGGGACGCAAACAUACGGGUACCAGGUUGCGCAUCCUGGCGGGAGUCGGCAUGUACGCGGCCCGCGCCUGGGACAACCACGACCUCCUGCACCAGUGCAUGGAGGUGGAGCGGGACUCGCACUGGUGGCAUGUGCUCACGAGUCUCGGCAUCACGUUCGACAACCGGGGCUUCUCGAGGGCGGACAGGUCGCAGGUGCCGGGGGAAUACCAGAAGUCGCUCGUGCCGGCUUUACUGGAGAGGUCGGGGUGCGACCUCGGCCUCGCCCUGGAGUUCUGCGAGCGCUACGGCGUGGGGGAGGCGUUCCCCUGCCUGCUCUACGUUGACAACCAGCUCGGGCUGCCGUGUGUUUCCCCGCAUGACGUGUCCUAUCAGGAGAGAAUCACGGAGGUGCUGCCGUCGGUGCACGGUGUGUUCUUGUCGAGGAUGCUAAGGCACAUGCUGGAAACCCCGGGGAUGAUCUGCGACCGGGACUACGAGCGCCUCGCCUUCGUGUACGGCACUCUCCUGUCAGACAAGUGCCAGAAAGUUGAACCCAUGAACGAGCAACGGACACGCAAAAUCUCUUCCGCCUCGAGGCUCUCGCCAUCCUCAAGGACUACACGAGCCCCUGGCCGCUCGAUGGCGAAGGGCGGCCGGUGGCGGCGAUUGCUGAAGGAGGCGAGGCGGGGACAAGGGGCGGGGGGCGUGGAGAGGUGGAUGUUCGAUCAUCCACGGCGCCCCCAACUACCGUCGGGAGUCCCGCGAGCGAGGCGAGUUUACGCGAGGAGGCUCCCGUUCAUGGCGCUCGUGAAGGAUCCCUGGGCUGUACUCGAGGUGCAACUGAAGCCAGAUUCGGUGUCCAAUCUCGUGCCCCUGGCAGACCCGCUGGGACUGGGCGUCGGGGAGUUCUACUCUCGCCUUGUGGCAGGCAUGCUCAACAAGGGGACGCCGCUCGGGGACGGGGACGGCGCCUCCCCCAACGGACCGGUGCCGACGUUCUCGGAUCUGCAGCCGUGGCUCGAGAAGAUCAAGAACCCCGCUCUGGCUUGCACCACGGCGCAGAGGGUGGCGGCGAGCAUGACGAGGGACGAGGAUCGUCUGGAAGCCCUGCAUGCAGCCAUCGGACACGCCAUCACCGCGGCCGGAUCGCUCGACGACGAGGAUCAGGGGCAGGACGAGCAGCAGCCCGAAAAUAGUCCCCGGUCUUUGUUGACGCUGCUGCCGCUGCCGUCGCUAGCCGCAGAGAGCACCGCCAACAACAAUCAGGACCCUACUACCAAAGCAGGCGGCAGGGGCGAAGUCGAAGAGGAGAUGGAGGAGGGAGGGGGAGAGGUGGAGGCCGAGGUCGUCGUAGACCGUCUCCAGCGGAGGGCGCUGCGGCUGGAGCACCUCAUGACGGCCAAGGCUUGCGUCGGGGCUGACAUGGCGGAGCGCCUGUCGCCGUUCCUGCUGUCCGGCUCAACGGAACUCCUAACGGAACUCCUCGUCGUUGCCGCAGAGGGCGCCGCCGACGCCGCUCUCGCUCUCCCCCCCACCUCCGGGGAAGGGUAUCAUCACCAUUCAGCGGCCACCGAGUGCAUGGCUGCGACGACGACAACGACGGGGAGUUACUUCAGCUCUACGGCGGCGGAGGCAUUCGCAGUAGCAGGCGUCGGGGGAGGAAACAUGUCAGACUUCCGUAGGCGGGCCACCGGCGCGCUCCAGGCGGCGAGGUCUGUGGCCGACCAGCGCGGCAUGGACCCCCACGAUGUCGAGACCAUCAUCUUCCGGCUGGCCAAGAACUGGAUCUGCCAGCAUAAGCUCGGCGGCGGGGCCGGUAGUACGAGCGGACAUGGCGGGGGCCCCGCCUCCGUGGCCGGGGAGAGAGACGCCGUGAUAUUUGUCGGCGCUGGGUUGGUCGGCGGUGGCGGCGGCGGCGGGGAUUCCGUGUUCGUCAAGGAUGCUCGCGAGGUGUGA